Gadus macrocephalus (Pacific cod) is the source of this 2306-nucleotide messenger RNA. RefSeq lists its product as uncharacterized. The record is from RefSeq and is a predicted model, not a curated record. NCBI's taxonomy places the organism in Eukaryota, Metazoa, Chordata, Actinopteri, Gadiformes, Gadidae. Bases 863 to 2296 code for a protein of 477 amino acids. The transcript is spliced from 6 exons.
UCAAAAUAAAUGUAAUGAAAUACAUUCAUUUAUUCAUUCUUUGUGUCCGUUUGUUACAUACAGCUGUUUUGAUUGACCUUGUGUUGCCUUCGUACAUGUGCGUGCGUGUGUGUGUGUUUGUGUGUGUGUGUGUUUGUAUGUGCAUGACAGGUGUCCCACUGCGGUACCCCCCGCUACAUGGAGCCCCACAUCCUGGGCUGGAGGCCUCUCAUGCUCUUCAUGGUCAAGCUCAGGCUGAUUUACUUCCUCUUCCUGAGGCCAUCCCUGAUGACGUCAAUGUGGUAAAAAAGAUAAAAAUAGACACAUUAGUAUACUUUUGGAUGGUGAUACACCAAAAAUUAAUAACAUCACCAACAGUGAACUGUUCCACUGUCCCUUCUGUAAAUUCGUGGGUGCAAAAUAUAAGGUUGACAACCAUGUAAAAGGCCAUUCGUCAGUGAAACACAAAGAGUUCACAAUAAUAAAGUGUGGAUUGAGUUGUCGGACGGCAACACAUUUUCAUUGUUGCUAUUGUGCAGCAACACUUCUAAAUCAAAUUCAAUUGGUAAGGCACCUACAAAUACACCAGGAGGAGGUGCAAGCUGCAGCCCCUACACAGCACUUUGUGGCCCCCGCUCAGCUCCCUGUGGCCCCCGCUCAGCUCCCUCAGCUCCCCGUGGCCCCCGCUCAGCUCCCUCAGCUCCCCGUGGCCCCCGCUCAGCUCCCUCAGCUCCCUGUGGCCCCCGCUCUGCUCCCUGUGGCCCCCGCUCAGCUCCCUCAGCUCCCUGUGGCCCCCAAUCAGCACACAUUGGCUCCUGGAGAAAGUUCCACGGCCACUAAAGCAAGUGAGCUAAAUAAAUUCUGUUGUCCUCAUUGUAAGUUGAUGUUAAACAAAAGGAACUUCAAAAUACACUGCAGGAGAAAACACACCAACCUCCUUGAGACGAUAACGAAGGACAGAUGUUUGGCCUGUCAGUGUAUCGAUGGUACACAUGGUGUGUUUGCAGUUGAAAAAUCUUUUUGUGGUCCUGCAACACCCAUACAUGUCAUCAAGAAUAUGUGGGGGCCAGCACAGAAGAUCAUCUGUGAGGUCGACCAGUGUCGUUUGAAUGCUGACUUUGCUCAAAGGAGCGGGAUGUUGCCUUUCGAGUGCCACCACAUCCAAUCAUUAUUGUAUUGCCCACGCACUGACGGUCAAACCGUGACACUACCAAGUGAGGCUUUGGAAAGAAUGGUGGAAAACAAGUGGUUUGGUGAGGAGCGUAAGGCCGGCCUCUUGCGUUGCCAAAAAAAUGCUGAUGCUGAGGGUGUGCCUCUGUCAGUGCACCUGACUGUAGGUGGUCCACCAUCUAAAUUUCAUGUAUCCGUUUAUGAAAAAAAGGUUACAUACUACAGCAGGUUGGGAAGAGUUAUUGUGGCAUAUGAUGCAAAGCAAAACACCUGGCAUUGUCCGUGCUCUAAAGCGAGACAAUCCUGUAUCCAUAAAGCUGUUGCUAAAUGGCAUCUGUUUGUAACAAAGAGGGAGCUUUUUAGGAAGGUGAAGAGCACAGAGGAAGAGACACUUAAUCUUACAGAGAUCAGCACAGUCCAAUUCGACAGCGACUCUAAAGAGGACAGUUAUCCACCAGAUGACAGAGAAAUUGCAAGGAUGCUUAAAUACCUCCUCAACAACAAAAAGAUCCCGGCAAAUAUACCCCAGGCUCUCAUAGAGCAGUCGAGAGAGGGGAGAAGAGACGACAGCUUUCCUAAGCACCUUAUCCCAAGAGAAAAAAAGUGUGUAGAAUGUGAAUACACACUCUGUGAACAUCUGAUAACAGCGAAAGGCAAGAUCCUGACAAGCACAGGUGUAGUUGAAGGAAUAUCAACAUACAGGAAAUCAUGCCUGAACUGCGGCAUGAUUUACAGAUACCAGGAGUGGGAGGAGGGUAUCCACAACUUUGAUGACCACAUCAUCCUGUCUCUGCACUUGUGCCUGAUGGUCAGGAAUGCACUACAGACCCAUACAGCUAUCAGUAAAGUGAUAGAAAUUAUAGAGACAACGGAAAAGGUGUCCUUUCCAAACAAGGAAAGAGUUCUGCAGGCAUACCUCCACUUUGAGGCCCUUACCGACCAUGAGUACACGUACAGUUGUGUGUCAUGUGGAAACAACCCAGCAGUUGUUGUUAUGGACCUCCACAAAAAAGGCGUUUUCAAUAUGCCAGUGAGUGACAUCCCAAGCCCACCUGAAGGCUAUGAUGGUAAUGUUGACAUGGACCAUUUCUGGAACACUGUGGCCACAGAAAUGCUCAGUCUGGGAUUAAUUCCAUGUAAGUCUUGACAAAAGACAG